GUAGGGAAUAUCAUCAAUGUGGUUGAUUUUGGCGCAAUAGUUUUUAUAUGUGCGAAUAGUAACACAUUUAACAUUGUAAAUAAACGUAGAAAUGGAAAAAUUGAAGUGUUGCAAGCAGUACCCUGAGGCUUUUCUGGGACCAACUGAGGAUAUGUGGACUUUAUAUAAACAUUUUAAUUCAAUAAUCCAACGAAACUUAAGUUGUCCCACCGAACAUUCCGUAAUAGAAUUGGAGGCUCAUUUUAUGAAAUAUAAACAAAGCUUUUCGUCGUUUCUUGCAUAUCCGCAAAAAAACGAAAAGCACAGACAACUACUGAAGAAUGGUCUAAUAGAUGGAGUAUCAAUAUCGAAGUAUUCGCGAACUGUGGCGAUUUCCAAAGAUUUAAUUGACGAAGCUCUAAUAAUAUCUGACAUGUUCAAUGUAGAUGAAAUGAUGGCACUGGAAUUACUUUGUACUGCUCAGCGGGAAAUGUUUAAACAUCCCGGAUUAUCAAGAGGAUUAGUUGCUGUUUUGCUUUACUACGAUGGUAAAAAGGCAUUGGCACAUUCUCUUCGCGAUCUCUUUCGUGUAACUAAUGGAAUUUCUUGGGAAACCGAUAUACCUAAAGAGAUAACAAGCUUGGUUUCGUCGUUUACACAGAAUUUGGUUAACCACUACAACAUUCUCGAAAGAAUCGUGAGCCUACUAGAAGAGUUAGACAUAUCGAAAGAAAUCGUGAUCUUAACAAAAAAUCGAGCCUUGGGGUCAAAAAAACACCAAAACCAAGUGCAACAACUUUACAAUGAUAUCAAGAUGUCAUUAGCAACUGCUUUAUUUUAUUGGGCAGCGCAACGUGGCCUUUCGAAAAGCAUUGUUGUUAAGCUUAUCAAAAAAAUGCCUAAAUUUGCACAAGUCCAAGCGUCAGGCACAGUUGAUGAUAUAACACUAACAGUGCUUUUUGCUAUACUAUAUGCGUGUGAUACCAGCGUUUUGCUCAAAUAUGAAGCUUCGACAACUGUCUCUCAAAAUAUUCCUAUUCUUUGUCAAGGAGACUUUUUGCAGACCGUGCAUGAAGCUUUGAUUUCAACUCAUCAGGAUGGUCUAAAUGGAACAGUAAAACUUGCAUUCGGCUUAGCAUUGACAGGUUUCCGACAUGCAUCCCAGCAAGUACCGAAUUCAGUGUCGAAAGUCAUAACCUAUGAUGAGCAACUUAUUGAUGCAGCUAUCAACAGUAAAGUGUUUGAUUUUUUAUAUUACUAUGUUUUGGAAAACAGAACUCUAUACCGGCACGAAUUCUUUUACCGUCGCGUUCAUAUGAUAAUUACCGACUUUAUUGAAUUUAUGCAUUCUAAAGUAACUGAAUUACGAGGAAAAGCUGAUGAAACCGCACGAACUGUUAUGGGAUUUUUAAAAGAAGGUUUAGAGCCACCAUUUAGUUUAGACCACAGUUUUGAAAUGCUGAUGUUAUGUAUAGCCAAGUUUUACAAAAACAAUCAAGCAGGACUUUCAUUGUGCGUAGAAUUUUGGAAACCACUUGAUUCAACGUUCAGCUCAUUGAAAACGACUACUCGUUCCGUAUCUUUGUUUAAGUUCAUUCGUUUGGCCGGAGAAUUAUUGCCAUCUACUUUGUUUGUAUCUUAUUUAAAAAUGAUAGCUGGUUUGACCAGUUGUGAACGGUCUGCGCGUAAUACUUUUAAUCUGUUAAAACAAGCUUCAGGAUUGACUGGAAGUACAACCUUAUCCUGGGAACAUUUUUUUGGGUCUCUGAUUCAAUAUUAUUCAAACUUACGACAGGAACAUUGUCUUGGUACUGAAAUAUCGUACAAAACUCACUUAAACCGCAGUAUUAACCCGCAAGAAAUAGAAGCCCUUCAAGCAGUACUCGAAGUGAUAAGAGCUGUGGCUACCUACGAUGAAUUGUCAAGAAUAGCAAUAUGCGAAAAUCCGAAUUGGGCGCCAUUACAAAUUCUUCUAGGUUUGUUGAGCUGUCCGGUGCCGCUGGCAUUAAAAGGAAAUAUCUUGCAAACAUUGUCUGCCCUAGGUAGUUCUAAGGAAACGGCAACAAUCCUUUGGAACAUUAUCGAGGCGUCUCAAAUCAUUCCAACAUUGCCUGUAAUUGGUUCUCUAAAUGCCUGCAAUAUCCAAACAGAAAUAUCACAAAAUGAAGUCCGGCUUGAAAGCUAUACUCUUUCCCAAGGAAUACUGGAUCUAAUUUUUUUCUUAUUAAAUGCUUACGUGCCUAAAAACUUAGGAGCAGAUCAUCGAAAGCCAGGGCUGCAACCUUACAUAACGUUUGUUAUUGAUGAAAUUUUCUUUAAAUUUUACGAUCGGCAAUACAAAAACCUUACGGAAAAAUGGGAAAUCGGUUUAAAAUGCUUAAAAAUAAUAAAUUAUUUAGUUCAAGCAUAUGAACCAAAAUCCAAUGAUUUUGUAGAGCAGAAUGAUCGAAGCCCUCCAUUGGGAUAUUAUAUAAUGCUGCAUCUGCAAAAAAAAUCUCAUUUCUUGAGUCUUCUGCUUCUAAUAAUUGAUGACACACGACAGAGACUUGAUGAAUACGAACAAUUUAAUGAAAGAGAAAUGCUUGAAGAAUGUGCUCUUCUUUGCCUUAAGAUAAUCGAAGAAGGAUUAAUCAAACAAAAGGAGUUUUUAAACUCUCAUGUUAUAGCAAACAGCCCAAAUAUACUUUUUGGUCUAAACAAAAUCCUUUUAGAUGUCAAUCCGCGCAGCCAAAGACCAGAUCAUCUUUUGAACAUAACGAAAUUUGUAACCUAUUGCAGUUGGCUACCUAAUCACUCACUUACUGCUAUAAAUAUACUUAAUAUGGUGUCAAGAAUGCCGAAUAUCUCAAACCAAGUAUUGGAUGUAUUUAUUUCAAACGGACAUAUAAAUGAGGAGAUUCGUCAAGGUUUUGUUGAUUGCAUGGAUAUGGAUACAAACUCAGAAACGCAUAAUUUGUAUGGCAAAUCGAACGAUAUCCAUUCUUCGUAUAAGAUCAAUCUCAAAAUCAAAACUUCAAUAAUCGAACUGCUUCGAAAUUGCAUAUCACAGCCAUAUCCAAAUAUCGGGUUUUACCUUCUUGGAUUUGAAUAUGCGAACGAUGCGGUUGAAAAACGAAAACUUGGUAUUACCGAGUCAACCAAUCACUGCCUGAAAGCAGUAAUAGCUUUAUUAGACAAUCAUUUAGAGAUGAUGAAAACUUCAAACACAUAUGAUGCCGAUUUGGAACAUAUUAUGAAAAACUCAUAUUUUCUCCUAUAUUUAUUGUGCUCAAAUACCCGCACGUCAGAGGGAGUGUUGCGCUAUUUACGUUCUUCAAAUGAUUUUAUAUGCAGGCACUUAAAGGAACUGCCAUUUAAAAAUAUCAGCUAUUCAAGCAUUUUAUAUCAGAUAAGUUACUUGUUGGAAUGCACCGCAACAGAGUUAAAACUGGCAAGUUCUUACUGUCAAAUAAGUAGAGUUCAGCAGAUUUGUGAAAUUUUAGUGGGCACUGCUACUAAUAAAACUGAAGAUCACAUUUCAAUCAAUUCGACAUUAUUUUUUUCCCAUUCAUCUCCGGUUUUAAGUGAACAUUUCAUUAAAUCAAAGUCGGAAAAAGUGCCCAACUUUUUGCUUAGUAACAUUAUGGACUGGCUGGUGUUUGAGACAAGAGAUGUAAAUAAUCCUAAAUGGGAUUUUUUUGAUAUAUCUCUAUCGAAGCAGAUAUUUGAAGAGUGUGAAUCAAGCACUGAGGAAGGUCACUCGUUAAUUAAUAUACAAAAACUACACAAAAUACUUCAUGAUGAGUUAUGUAAUGUGCAGGGCACUGUGGCUGGUGGACAGCGGAAACUAAUAUUGCAAGAAAUUGAAUCCAUAUUGAUGUAUGCCCUUAAAAUAAAUGAAACAAGGAAUAGAACUAUGGGAACAAUAAAAGUAAUGGACGCCUGGGCACAGGUUACUGAAAUCUUAUUUAUUUACGCCUCAGAAAAUACUUUGCCAUGUUCUGUAAAACAAGAACUAUUAUUCGAAAUAUUACAAAAACUUCUCAACAAAGCAAUAUCCAUUCAACCUUCUUUAGAUAUAUCCAUUUUAGCAUCAGAAGCAAUUUUUAUACUUAUUGUCUGCCUAAGACAAUGUUUUUCGCAGAAAACGGAAAGUCCAGGAAUGGAUAAAAAUAAAACAUCAUAUUUUGAUAAUAUGAAAAUAAUAAGCUCUCACUCAAAUAUCUUAAAUUUAAAAUCAAUAUUAAAACGUCUUUUGGAGUGGAUUGUUAUCAGCAAUGUGAAGUCGCAAAAGUUGCGAAUCAAUUUGUAUGCUGCAGUAUUGACCUGCUUACGAAUGUUAAAUGGGCACCUCUUGGAGUCGUAUCGCAAUGAUGAGUCAUUUGUAUCUCGCUUGGAUAAAGAACUGGCAUCUAUGAAUUCAACAGGCGUACAAGUUCCGACCGAACUAUUUUCUACCUUUGGAGACAAAUUAAUUGAUAUAAUGUGCCAGGAUUGCGUUAUCGGUCACGACAUAUGUAAAAUGCUCGCGAUGUCGUGCUUUGUUUCAGCACUGGAGUUUAACACUAUUCCUAGCGUUAUGCAAUUGUUUGCUAAUCGCGGUUAUUUGGCAAAUGUGAUCGAAAACCUAGAACAAUCAGAUCAAGAUUUAUGCCUUGUAGUAAGCGAUUCUGUUAAAAAUAUUAAAGCAAUAUAUGUAUACGAAUCGCAUAUGGCACUGUUGCUCCGAUUUGCUAAUUGUUCCAUGGGUGCGGAAAUGUUACUUUCGGCUAAACUAUUAAGUGUUCUGUCGAAAAUGAAAGUGUUUAAUAUGCAUCCGGAUUUCCAGGGACUCCUUCGCAGCCAAAAAGAAGCACAUGCAUUUCUUCCCGCAGUGGAUAACCGGUUUCGCCAAAUAUUUUUCCCCGCUCUACAACUAUGUAACGCUCUUAUAACAACUCUUGGAAUGAAUAAUCAAUCAGCAAUUUCACAAACAGCAAAUUUUUUGUUUUCUCAUUUUGAAAUCAUCGAGUUUAUAUUACGAACCGGAAUAUCUCAGAGAGAUUUGGGUAUUUUGCAUGAACUCUCCGCUGUUACCAGUUUAAUUAGUCGUAUUAUGAGAAAGGAAAUAUGCAUGCCUGAUGAUUUAUCAAAUCAAAACAAUAUCUACAUUCAUAAAAUUAACAGAUAUAUGCUUCAUAUAUUUUGUUAUUUUGUGUUAAAUAAUGAUAUUUUGAAAAGAAAUACAAAACCUGAUGCUCAAAUUUAUGAAAUUUCUGAACCUAAUAGCUUGUAUAUUAAACAUUUCGUUGAUAUUACCGCGAACGUCACAAUUUUCUUUCGUUUUAAACUUACAAAUGCAAUGAAUUUAAGCGAUAUUCUAUUCACUCCAAAAAGAAGCACAUCAUUCAAAAGAAUGGAGAAACUGGAAAAAAAUGUGAACGAAUCACUUGAUUUCUCAACCGUCCUAAAUCAUUUACAAGGUUCGGUAGAAUAUCUCGAUAUGCAAAAACGAGUUACUGGCAAUAAAGUCUCACAGAAAUCAUACAUAGCGGACGCAAGUAUUAAUAAUUCUGGUCGUCCUUCGUGCAUCGAAUGGGUUCAGCAACACGACAAUAGACAAAAAGAGUUUUCGCUAUACAUAUUCAUCAUAGAACAGACCUUGUAUUUAUUAUGGCUGCACUUAGAUUUUUACGUGAGAUCUUCGUCGGGUACAGCUGGCAAGUGUUUUACGCCUGCUUUCGAAGAAUACCUUCCGCACGCUUUAUCCAUGGAAGACAUCGGUUUAUUGAAACAAAAUCUAAUAUCGGUGUUUAACGAAACAUUUUCCAGCUCUCUUUCAUCGGCUUCUGAAUCAGACUCGGAGAACUAUUUCAACUGUUCUUUAGUUCGUCGGAUAAAGUCGUUAAUCCAGCUUCUGCCGGGUGUUUAAAUUACAAUGAUAAAGUGAAUAUUAUUAAAUAAAAGACUUUGAAAACUAAA
This is a messenger RNA of Anastrepha obliqua, 5919 nucleotides long. RefSeq names its product nuclear pore complex protein Nup205 (gene Nup205). Gene Ontology annotation, molecular function: structural constituent of nuclear pore. NCBI's taxonomy places the organism in Eukaryota, Metazoa, Arthropoda, Insecta, Diptera, Tephritidae. The record is from RefSeq and is a predicted model, not a curated record. The transcript has 17 exons. The coding region runs from base 92 to 5869 and encodes 1925 amino acids. Gene Ontology annotation, biological process: nuclear pore organization. Gene Ontology annotation, cellular component: nuclear pore; nuclear pore inner ring.